AUGGAAAAGGACAACACAAGUUCUUUUGAAGGCUUCUUCCUGGUCGGCUUCUCUGACCGUCCCCACCUAGAGCUGAUCCUCUUUGUGGUUGUCCUCUCUUUUUAUCUGCUGACUCUUCUUGGCAACAUGACCAUCAUCUUGCUUUCUGCUCUGGAUUCCCGGCUGCACACACCAAUGUAUUUCUUUUUGGCCAAUCUCUCAUUUCUAGACAUGUGUUUCACCACAGGCUCCAUCCCUCAGAUGCUCUACAACCUUUGGGGUCCAGAUAAGACCAUCAGCUAUCUGGGUUGUGCCAUCCAGCUCUACUUUGUCCUGGCUCUGGGAGGGGUGGAGUGUGUCCUCCUGGCUGUCAUGGCAUAUGACCGCUAUGCUGCAGUCUGCAAACCCCUGCACUACACUGUCAUCAUGCACCCACGUCUCUGUGGGCAGCUGGCUUCAGUGGCAUGGCUGAGUGGCUUCAGCAAUUCUCUCAUAAUGGCACCCCAGACAUUGAUGCUACCCCGCUGUGGGCACAUGCGAGUGGACCACUUUCUCUGUGAGAUGCCAGCACUAAUUGGCAUGGCUUGUGUAGAUACCAUGACCCUUCAGGCACUGGCAUUUGCCUUGGCAAUCUUUAUCAUCCUGGCACCACUCUUCCUCAUCCUCAUCUCUUAUGGCUAUAUUGCAGGAGCAGUCUUUAGGAUCAAGUCAGCUGCCGGGCGAAAAAAAGCCUUCAACACCUGUAGCUCCCACUUAAUUGUUGUCUCACUCUUCUAUGGUACCAUCAUAUACAUGUACCUCCAGCCGGCAAACACUUAUUCCCAGGAUCAGGGCAAGUUCUUUACUCUUUUCUACACAAUUAUCACUCCCAGUGUCAACCCCCUGAUCUAUACACUGAGAAACAAAGACGUUAAAGAGGCCAUGAAGAAGGUGCUAGGGAAGGGGAGUGCAGAAGCUUAG
Messenger RNA from Equus caballus (horse), 939 nucleotides. NCBI's taxonomy places the organism in Eukaryota, Metazoa, Chordata, Mammalia, Perissodactyla, Equidae. The record is from RefSeq and is a predicted model, not a curated record.